Radiomyces spectabilis is the source of this 1148-nucleotide messenger RNA. RefSeq lists its product as uncharacterized. NCBI's taxonomy places the organism in Eukaryota, Fungi, Mucoromycota, Mucoromycetes, Mucorales, Radiomycetaceae. The record is from RefSeq and is a predicted model, not a curated record. The transcript is spliced from 7 exons. Bases 177 to 890 code for a protein of 237 amino acids.
UGCUGCUCACUUCGCGUUCCUUGCUUUGUCCAGUUAGUCGUCCAUCACGUGCCGUGACCACCGUCGGAAUUCACCCCCAGCGGAUCUUUUUUUUUUUUUUUGGCCCAACCUUUUUACAUCGUAUCUCUUGCAAAGCCAGAACGGCGCGACUCCAAGAAGCCUCGUUUUUUAUCGUCAUGUCAUCACAACUAUGGAGUAUGCUUCUUCACCCCGACGAACCGUUUCCCGUACCCAUGAACGGCAUGCUUCAUUUGACCAUGGCAUCGCUGCACGAUUCAAACGAAAAGAUUAAGAGUGGACGUCAUACACUUAAAGUUAUUGUCAAAGACCAAGAGUACGUGCUGUGCUCUUUAGCUCGCAAUCACGUCGAAUUUCAGGCGUUGCAACACUACUUUACCCCUCUAGACAAGGCGAUACUUGUCGUAUCGGGAAAGAGUCCUGUCACUGUGACGGGCACCUUUUAUCCGUACGAAGAUGAGGACGAAUCGCAAGCGAUGCAAGAUAUCCAGGCCACGCAACUCCCAACGUAUUUAAGCGACUUGUUGGGCGAUGAUUUACCAUCGGAUGACAGCGAAGAUGAAUUUGAAGGAGCCGACGCAUUUGGACCGUUACAAUUCCGUGAUCCCACUGAUAAUCGAUUUCUCGGUGGAUUCCAACUCUGUCACUUUGGUCUCAGCAAUCAGUUUCUACCCUUUGAUGACAUCAAUCUACGAAAAGAAGAAGAAUCCCAAGAAGAUACACAGUUACACGAUAACAUCGCUUCUGGCCUUAUCAAUGCGCUUCUCAACAGUGGUGAUGCUUUUCAAGUAAAACAAGGCAAACAAUUACUGAAAAAACUGAAAAAGCAGCAGCAGCAACAACAACAACAGCAACAAAAGCUCUGUACAUAGAAUCCAAGCCGAACUCAAUCUCGAUCUUGGACACGAAACGGUUUAUUAUUCUUAUUAUUAUUUUGGUUGUUUUCUUUUUCACGCACAUGCACACACACACACACAUAUUCUCUCUCUCUCUCUCUAGAUCCCAUUUUAAAAUAGCCUUUUUUUCCUUUUUUUUUUCUUUUCCCUCAUUUUUUACUAGCAUAAACGCGCACUGGCAAAAGCGCGCGCUCCAGAAUAACCAAUAAAUCCGAUAUAUUGAAGGUCUAUCUU